Molecule: messenger RNA, 1352 nt
Organism: Saccostrea echinata
Lineage: Eukaryota; Metazoa; Mollusca; Bivalvia; Ostreida; Ostreidae
Exons: 6
Source: RefSeq, a predicted model, not a curated record
CCUCAGUGUCACUCAGGAUUACCUUAGUAGCUAGUUUUAAACCUCAGGGCUACUCAGUAUCAGCUCAGUUCCCUCAGAGCCACCUCAGUAUCCCUCAGUACCCCCUCAGUACCAAGAGAGUAAACCUCAGUGCCUUUCAGUAUGUCCUCAGUGUCCACAGCGAAAACCUCAGUGCUACUCAGGACUACCUCAGUUUACUCAGUACCAGGCUCAGUACCACUCAGGGUUUUCUCAGUACAACUCAGUACUUCCUCAGGGUUUUGUUAGAUUCUCAGUGCUUUUUAGUUACAGUAGUGAAAUAUAAACCCUUAACAAUGUUAAGAGUUUUCAACGUACAUUUACAAAGAAAGAUGUGUAUUGCCUACAAAUUUUUCCGUUUGCCCGACAAGGAGCAGUUGGCGGGUGUGAUCGAUCGACGGAGGAUGUUUCCUCCCCCAUGGUACCUGAUCUCACCAUUGAUGUUUUUGGAGCUCCGAGUUUGCUCUGUUCUCACUACUGAAAAUGUUGAUAUAACAACGUGUAAUGGGAAUACCACGGAUGGUUCAGUGAUUAAAGUAAAAUAUAUUGAAAUGAAAUCUCCCUGUGAGUGUCAGAUAGAACCUCAAUUUGUUGGUGUUUUAAAAUUUGCUUCUAAUGUCGUUACUUUUACAUGUUAUACGGAGAUAAACAUUUUUGACAAGGACAGGCCAGAUGAAGUAUUAAGACUUGCAUGUGGACUAAGGACUUCUGGCAGAUUCAAUGUAACCGAAGAAAGUGUCCUUUUUAUGACACCUGAAUACGUCGGAUCUUCAACUGGAACUUUUCAUCAAGAGAUGAUAAUAUUUGAAGAUAUAAGUUUCAAUGGUACAGUUUCUGUUACUUGUGGAAGUAAUUUCUCAAGGUCAAUGACAACAACAAAAUGGACCAUAAAUACUGAUGGGACAAAUAACAGAAUAACUACCAACAGCGAUGCCUCCUUAAAAUCAGCAAGAGGGGAAAUCCAAAACGACAAAGCAGACAACACAGUUGUAUAUAUUAUACUUGGUGCCGCUGGAUUUAUUGUGGUAUUUUUAGCAGUCGUUACUGUAAUUGCUGUUUGUCACAUGAGACGAAAACAGUCAGUUCAGAGCACAACAGAUCUGAAAGAUGAGUUCAACUAUGAACAGAAAAAAUCAGACAUUUAUAAGGAACUUCCGGAUAAUCCUCUUUAUCACUCAUAUCAGUCCGAGGACAUGGAACACCAGGUUUAUGCUCAACCCAAUAAAAACAAAGAAAAGACACAAAUAAAAGACGUACCCAAGUCUGUCACGCAGGCGAAUUCUUCUAAAGAAGAAUAUUGUGAUAUUGUUUAUGCCAAAGUAAAUAAACAAUAA